This is a messenger RNA of Lycium barbarum (goji berry), 1123 nucleotides long. RefSeq lists its product as uncharacterized. Bases 255 to 698 code for a protein of 147 amino acids. Gene Ontology annotation, molecular function: structural constituent of ribosome; small ribosomal subunit rRNA binding. Lineage: Eukaryota; Viridiplantae; Streptophyta; Magnoliopsida; Solanales; Solanaceae. The transcript is spliced from 3 exons. Gene Ontology annotation, biological process: translation. The record is from RefSeq and is a predicted model, not a curated record. Gene Ontology annotation, cellular component: ribosome.
CCUCAACUAUCCUUGAUUGAUAUUAAUGUUUCCAUCUCUACUUUUAUGGAGAAAUUAGGUAUUAAAAGAGACAGCAACAACAAUUUGACUUGUUCAUUUAUAGAUUUUAUGUUAAUAUUGAAGAAAUCAUUCUACUGCUGAAAAUUGAUAUUGUACUUUGGUACAAAUGGAACUUGUUACCUUUCCUACUGAAGCAAGAAUAAGAAAAAGAGUUAAAGAACAAGGUAGUUGGUUGAAUCAAGAGGAGACAAAAGAUGCCGCUUUAUGAUUGUAUGUUUUUACUGAAACCGCACAUAAAAAAGGAGGCGCUGAUGGACCUUGUCACAAAGGUUGGGAAGCAUGUUUAUAGAAAAAAUGGCGUGCUUACAGAUUUAAAGUCAUUUGGUACUGUUCAACUCGGUUAUGGCAUUAAAAAACUAGAUGGCAGAUACUAUCAGGGUCAACUGAUGCAAAUGACAGUGAUGACACCACCCAAUUUUAACAAUGAGCUGCAUUACCUGAACAAAGAAGACCGCCUACUUCGAUGGCUUUUGGUAAAGCAUCGCGACAUCAAAUUUGGGUUGGACUUUUUGGGUGAAGAUGAUGAUGCUAAGACUGAACUGAGAAAGUUCAGGAGCAACAUCUAUGAAAGUGAGGAAGAAGAGGAAGAAGAUGAUGAUGAAUAUAGUGUCGAUGAUUCUGAGAGGAAGUCAUUCUAGAAAACUUAUGAGUUUCACUAUAAGCUGAUCAGGUGCAACCAUAACUCAAACUGGAGGAAGAAAAAAAGUCCACAGUAGAGGAGGAGGGUUUAAACCCUAUCAGUAACAUAGUGUCCAUUCCCCUUUCCCCUCCCCUAAUGUAAUAAAAAAAAGUUUUUAUUUUUUUAUUUUUAAAACCUACUAUAAGUUAAUGCAUGGCUGAAAGUAAUAGUAGAUCAGUAGACUUAACAAAAUUUCUCGCAGUCUGUUGGUCUUUACUGUGACCCAAUUUUUGCUGCCAUCACCAAUUAAGUAUGUUUUUUAUUCUUGAUUGUGUAUCCUUUGAUAUUUGAUCUUGGAGUUCUUUUUUUCUCUGUAACAUUAGUCUGUCUUGUAUAUGAUCCUCUCCUCUUAUGGGUUGUGGUAAUCAGAGACAAUUGUUUUUC